Molecule: messenger RNA, 2437 nt
Organism: Dissoconium aciculare CBS 342.82
Lineage: Eukaryota; Fungi; Ascomycota; Dothideomycetes; Mycosphaerellales; Dissoconiaceae
Exons: 3
Coding region: 253-2391 (712 amino acids)
Source: RefSeq, a predicted model, not a curated record
UAGUACACACGGUCACCUGGAAUGUCUGCUAUAUCGCAACUCGAUCCGACGCUGGACUGAACACUUGCACCACCCACGGGCAUUGUGCUACACAAAUAUAUAUACCAUACAAACGCAUUACCUCAACGCUUCCCAAAGCCUCUGAUUCUUGAGGUCUUUGGGCAGGACGGAGCAUGCAUGUGGUUCCUCGGACAUUGUAGACACUGCCGGUUGGAACCCAUACAGAGCAGCUCGAUUUUCUCGCCAUAAACCAUGGCCACCACCUCCGAAUCACAUCCGGACUUCCUCCUACGCGGACCAGGAAAAGACGAUGUCAUCUCUUAUGCAUACGUGUGUAAACUUGAAAGAGCAGUCAUCCAAGACGCUCGCAAAGCGUCAUCUGGCCUGCAGUUCCUCACAGGCAGUGCUCCAAAAAUCCGCCUCGGCAAGAGGACGAUCGACUUGACCAUUUCUUCGGAGGCAUUCCGUCAUGAGCUAUACUCCGCUUCUGUGCAGUCUUUGAGUGACUUCAAGUUCAGAAGCAUCAUCAGUCACCAUGUUGGUCUUAAAGUGCACGAACGUAAACAAAGCCUCGGUACGGAUGCUGCGCUCGCCGCCCUACAACAAAACCUCGCCUCAGUGCAGCAACAGAAGCAGGCUUUACACACAAACAUCACCAGCUCGGUGUUGGCAACUCCGCAAAACCGCUACGAUGCCGCAAAGGAGCAGAAAAGAGCAGGGAAACGCGGCUAUGUUGGGCGUAUACCAUCAAGCGACCUUGAUGAAGCGUUGUCAAGAAUUGGGAAAGAGGUGGAUGGCAAAUGGGAAUUGACAAAUCGAGCAUAUAAAGAUUUGGACGUCUGGAAAUUCGCGUAUCGCUCCCAACUGGAAAGACAAAAAGCGAUAGAGAAUGCCAUCAAAGCAUAUGACAGAUUGCGGGUAGGCAAAGAGGACGGCCUAUGGCAGCUGCUGUUGCCUACUGAGAGGCGAGGGAAGGGAGAAACGCUAUCAAGGCUACAGCUUGGCAACAAGAAUGCCACCCCUCGGCAAGUUGGUAGCCCUCUGAAUCCCUGGGAUGGCAGUGGCGAGGAGAAGAAUGGAGGCUCUGUAGCCUCCCCUGCGAUCGGCUCGAUAUCAACACCGAAGAUCCCAGCUGCCAAGGGCGAUGCUGUGUCAAAGCGAUUGCUUUCAAAGGAUCCUAAGAAGGCCCGAGCAGCAGAGGCGACGAAAGACAAGAAGCGCAAGGAGCGCGAUAUUGUUUCUGCUGCAAGCGAUAGGGAAAGCGGCAAUUCUGCUCGCAAACGUCAGGCAACGCAGAGCAAUAACCCCAAGAUCAAAUCUGCUGCUGUCGUGCAUAGCUCAAGUGAUGAAAUGGACGAGGAGAGCACAGUGAAGGUCAACAGCAAGCGAAGCGAGUUACCCGCGAAACCGGCCACGCAGGGCAAGCUGCCUGGAGUUGUGCGUAAAGCCACGACUCAUGCUGCCGCUAAACCCGCUGCGAGACCAGUGCCAGCCAAUAGUCCUCUGACUUCUACCAAAGCCGUUGCGACGAAAGCUGGUUCCGGAAACCUUCAACGGCCGAAUGGCGCAACAGCCGCAGCAAACUCCACAAAAUCUCAAUUGGGUGUGAAAGGUGCUGCCCCAAUCGGAAAGACCACCCCCAAUGGCUUGGCUGCGCCAUCUUCCCAGCGAGUGCAACACAGUCCGCAAAUAGGAGGCAAUCGAACUCAUGUUCCGUCGCCCCUUGGAGCAGCUCGUCCUCGAGGAGCUUCUGAUGGAUCGGAGAAACCAGUAGCCGAGACACAGCGCCAGCGCGCCGGCGCAGAGACCCCCAGCGAGAUCGUUGUGGCCAACGGGCGUCGUAAGGACUCACAAAGCGCCAGAGCAAAUGCAGAGCGACCGAAAGCUGUCAACAGUGCCAAGACACAGUCCCGAAAGCCAACGACGACCGCAUCAGCCCCAGCUAAUCAACCUCAACAAGCGAACGGCAUCAACCGCAGCACAAUUACCAGCCAGAAACGUAAGCCAGUAGACUCGCCCACCGAAGAGCUCAACGAUGCAUCGAAACCCAAACAGCGCAGAUACGCUCUGACUGCGAAUGCCAACUCCAACAAACGCGGUCUCGACAGCAAUGGCGAGACGGUAAGCAACAGCGAUAGCGCGAGCUCCAUCGUCGACGAUAUCACUUUUGACCAAGCACUCGAUGUCGCGGAACGAUUCAACGAGACCUAUCCUCGUUAUUCGAGACUCUACGACGAGUACGAAGCUAAAGUCUCCCGGGGCGAGAUCGUCGCGAAGCAGGAGCAAGACUAUCUUCUAAAAAUGCACAUGCGCUUACGACAGUGGAAGCGAGACAUCGAGGCAGCUGCCGAGAGAGCAAAUGGCAAUGAACUGGGAAAUUCACAAACAUGAAGCCUCUAAGCGCAUGUGUUCGAGUGGCAUAGAGAUGCGGCUCAGA